Sipha flava (yellow sugarcane aphid) is the source of this 2054-nucleotide messenger RNA. It is a transcript of the gene Zwilch, whose product is annotated as protein zwilch homolog. The transcript has 13 exons. The record is from RefSeq and is a predicted model, not a curated record. Lineage: Eukaryota; Metazoa; Arthropoda; Insecta; Hemiptera; Aphididae. Gene Ontology annotation, cellular component: RZZ complex. Bases 124 to 1998 code for a protein of 624 amino acids. Gene Ontology annotation, biological process: protein localization to kinetochore; mitotic spindle assembly checkpoint signaling.
UAAAACUCUUAGCAAUUACGACUAAAUAUUUUUUAUUGUUGAACAAAUUAAUCUGGUUUUAAUUUAUAUCAAAUACGCUUUCCAUUGAAAAAAUACGUUGCACGAGUACAUAUUAUUUUCUCGAUGGAUCUUAAUAGUUUUAUCAAAAGUUGUCAUGGAAAAAUUAAUUUACAUCCUGAAUUUUUUCUGAAUCAAUGUGAUUCUCGGACCUUUUCAUACAUUCAACCAUUCUGUUUCAAUAGUGAUGAUAAUCCCAUAGUUGGUUAUAUUUAUAAAAAACCAUCUCAAAAAGCUGUAAACUCUAAUGUUUUGAAUUCAUUGAGUUCUGAUGAUGAAGAUGACGAUGAUGAAUUAGAAUUAACUGGAAAUCCAUUAGAAUGUCCUUUUAGUCCAGUAAAAGCUGAAAUAAUUCAAGUUAAAACAAACAGACCUAUAGAUAGCCAUUUCCCCUUAAAUUUGCUUCAAGCAAGGCAACUAGUGUACUUAAAACUAAAGGAUAAUCAGUUGAUUAGUGUACCAAUAUUCAUAUUAUGUGAUGGACUUAAGAAUAAUACAAUUUUGUUGGGCUCUCAUACAUGUAAAGGAUGGAAUUCACGUUAUUGGGGUGAAUAUAAAGGUCAUAAUGAUGUAGAACAUGAUGAGUUAUCUGUACAAAGUAUGAUAGAAACUCAUAAGAAAUUUCCUCAAGUGUCAUCUAUGAUAUUGGAGUCUAAAGUGUCUGCUGUAAUAAAUUUAAAUACUGUUACUAAUACAGAAGAAUUAACAUUUAUUGACAAUAAUCCAGGAAUGGUUGUUCUUCAUCUUAGUUGGCGUAGACCAUCUCUUUUUGCUCCUCUCAUGUCAACAGAGUCAUCUAUUGACAUUCAUUGUAUAUUAGGUCAUGAAACUAGUCCAUUGCAUUCAUUAUGGCACCAAUUAUUAUUUUUAGAAGAUUUAAUUGAUCAAUUGAAAUAUUUGAAAGAUGAAUGUUUGACUAACAGACAUAAUAUUGUGUUUCCUCAAUUUCAAGGUGAUAUAAGAGGUAGUACUAAUGGGAAAAUUAUUGAAAUGUUCCCAAGUAUGUUGCAAAAUGUAUCUUCUACAUUGUACAAACGAGGGAAAUUUGGAGGGCAAGAAGAUAAUGAACAAAAAUUAUUUUGUCAAUGUGUCAUAGAUGUCAUUGCUUCUGAAUGUAUUCAACAAGAAUUUACCGAUAAACUUUGGAUAUAUUUGCUGGAAUGCAAAUCAUAUCAUGAUUUGAUUGGGUGUUUUGAACUUUUGUAUAAGUCUGUAAAAAAUGAAACAUUUAAGCCAUUGAUUAAAUCUUCAAAUGGUACAAGGUUAGCACAUAUAUUAAAAUCUUUACCAGGAAAUACUUUAUUUAAUCCAGAAAAGUUGUAUGAUCCUCUUCAGCUAUUAAUUGAAAUUGGUAUUGAAAAAUUAAAAAAUGAUUACACUCAAGCGUUUGUAGUUUCAAAAGUAGCUUUGGCUGAUAAUUUAAAAUUAGAAUAUAACAACAAAUUUUGUAAUAUUGAUUAUUCUAAUUGGUGGACAACGUUAGAGUCAUGGAUGAUAUGGUUAUGUAGAGUUCAUACAGUUUUAGAUUUAGCUGCCAUUACUGAAUCUGUUUUAAAUAUAUCUACUCAGAGUAUGAUGCCAGUUAUAACAAAGGCAUUGAGCUAUUAUCUUGGUGAUGAAUCACCAAUACAAUCAGUAACUUCUGUUAAAAUUCUACCUCCACAAAUAUUCCGGUCUUCAAUUAAUACCCAUUUUAUUGAACAUCACAUACCUAAAGCAUUUACUUAUGAUAGCUGGACAUUACAGUUAACAUCACAGAAUAAUAAUCGACGUGUUAUUAGCAUAUUUCAUCGUGAUACUAAAAACAUUUUACCUAAACAAGUAUAUCAAGGUAUUUCCAAUGGUGAAAUGAAGAGUACUAAAUCAAUGGAUCAAACAACUAUGGCGUUAGAGACAUAUUACUGUAUUAACUUCCAUGUAUUGUCAGAUCAUUUCAAAUAAUAUGAAUAACCUUUUAAACAUUUUAUUCUUAUUAUAGUUGUUCUUAUAUUUAUAAU